Messenger RNA from Ostrea edulis (European flat oyster), 441 nucleotides. RefSeq names its product cytochrome b-c1 complex subunit 8-like. Gene Ontology annotation, biological process: mitochondrial electron transport, ubiquinol to cytochrome c. Bases 93 to 365 code for a protein of 90 amino acids. Lineage: Eukaryota; Metazoa; Mollusca; Bivalvia; Ostreida; Ostreidae. The record is from RefSeq and is a predicted model, not a curated record. The transcript is spliced from 3 exons.
UAUGUGGCUUAAUUUUGAAUUGGUGUAUUUAGGUACAUUUGGGUUAUAAGGACCACUGGCAUUCUGUUUGGAGGACACCAGCAAUUAUAAAAAUGGGUGUUCAUUUCCAUAACUUGAGAACCUCUGGGGCAGGUUAUGUCGAGUACAACCUGUCUCCAUUUGAACAGAGAGCCUUUGGAGGAAUGAUCAAGAAUGGAAUCCCAAAUGCAGCUGCAAGAUUUGGACGUAAAUUCCAUCUUCUUAUCCCUUUCUAUGCAUACUACAAGUACCAGGAAUAUUGUUUCAAUGACACUGCAGCAGGCCACAGGAAGAGGAACAUGCCAGAAUACGAAGAAUACUUUGCCAGUUUAAAGGAAGACAAAUAGAGAUGUUAACACUGAGUUUAUCAAAUUGUUCUGAAAUGAAUACCUGUCCAUGUUUCAAUAGAUGAUAUCUAAUGUG